Messenger RNA from Batrachochytrium dendrobatidis JAM81, 736 nucleotides. RefSeq lists its product as uncharacterized. The transcript is spliced from 3 exons. Gene Ontology annotation, molecular function: structural constituent of ribosome; RNA binding. The record is from RefSeq and is a predicted model, not a curated record. Lineage: Eukaryota; Fungi; Chytridiomycota; Chytridiomycetes; Rhizophydiales. Bases 20 to 580 code for a protein of 186 amino acids. Gene Ontology annotation, cellular component: cytosolic large ribosomal subunit; ribosome. Gene Ontology annotation, biological process: translation.
CAACUUUCUUGUAGCAGCUAUGGGUGUCGACUUGCAGAAGAAGCAUCAUCAGAAGAAGGGGGCUCGUGUUGCACCCAAGUCGGAUAAUGUUUAUCUUCGUCUUCUGGUCAAGCUUUAUCGCUUUCUCGCUCGCCGAACUAACUCCAAGUUCAACCAGGUUGUUCUCAAGAGACUUUUUAUGUCUCGUGUCAAUCGCCCACCCAUCUCUAUCUCUCGUCUAUCCAAGUACCUGAGUGGAAAAGAGAACAAGAUUGCCGUUGUUGUCGGCACUGUCACUGACGAUAAUCGUCUGCUUGAGGUCCCCAAGAUCAGUGUUGCUGCACUCCGUGUCACCAACUCCGCCCGUGCCCGUAUUCUCAAGGCAGGUGGUGAGAUUCUCACUUUUGAUCAGCUCGCUCUCCGAUCUCCUCUUGGAAAGGGCACUGUUCUUCUUCGCGGUCCCAAGAACUCCCGUGAGGCAGUCAAGCACUUUGGAACACCCGGAAAGCCUGGCAGUACUGCCAAGCCCUAUGUGCGUUCCAAGGGCCGCAAGUUCGAGAAGGCUCGUGGUCGUCGUGCAUCGCGUGGAUACAAGAAGUAGAUUCAAGAAGAGUUCUACAUCUGGGGCUAUAUUUACCACACAAUCGCAUGGUUAUAAGACUGUAAUGGCUGAGGAAUGCCUUUUCAUUUUGUAUGGUGUGCUCUGCUGUCUUGCGAUCUAUUUUCAAGCGAAAUGAAACUUGGCGUUAUUGAAUAU